CCAGCCGAUGCACAUUUAGCACACGGCACCCCUAGCAGCCGCCCUCCCCUUCCUUCCCUUUUUCCCUUCCUAAUUCCCCAAGCUUAAGCUCUCUCCCCUCGUUCGCUAACAUCCUUUCCCCUCUCGGGCCACGCAGGUGUCGCCGGGAUCUCGAUACCGACGGAGAGGGACGACUGGGCGUGGACGCCGGAGCGCCCCUCCCACGGCAGGCGCGUCGUCAGGGAGGUGACCCUGGGCGAGCGCAAGCAGUGCGGGGACGACGACCAGGGCCCCUUCACCCGGGUGGAGACGGCGGCCAGGGUAGCGAUGCUGAGGGCUGAGAUGGCGUCCGAGGAUCUGGAGGCUUACAUCAUUCCCACAGACGAUGAGCAUCAGAGCGAGUACGUGGCGGACGCAGACAAGAGGCGCCAGUACAUCAGCGGCUUCAGCGGCAGCGCGGGGACGGCCGUCGUCACCAUGGAGCAGCUGGCGCUCUGGACGGACGGCCGCUACUUCCUGCAGGCGGACGACGAGCUCGACUGCAACUGGCUCCUCAUGAAGCAGAAGAAUCCGGGGGUGCCCAAGAUGAUGGACUGGCUGAAGCAGACGCUGAUCCCCGGCUCUCGCGUCGGGGCCGACCCGAGGCUCAUCGGCGCCGAUACUUGGAAGAAGUUCGCCGAAGAGCUGGAGAAGGCUGAGAUCGUGAUGGUGCCCUUGGAGAGGAACCUGGUGGAUGCCAUCUGGCCGGUGACGGAGAGGCCGCCCUACUCCCAGGACCCGAUCUACGUGCACGAGCUCCAGUUCGCAGGAAAGAGAUGGGAAGACAAGGUGGCGGAAGUCAGGAUCGAGAUGGAGAAGGAGGGAGCUGACCUGCUGGUGCUGACGGCGCUGGACGAGGUGGCCUGGAUGCUCAAUCUCCGCGGAAACGACAUCCCUUACAACCCUGGUAAGCUCUGUGCUCUCCGUUGCCGGCCGCCUUUCCUCUCCUCCACCAAGGAAGUUAUGGUGGUGGGCAGAGACAGCGUGGAACUGUACAUCCCCGGCGGCAAGAUCACGCCCACCGUCGACAACCACCUGCGGGUGAACCAGUGCGGCGACCAAGAGUGUGUCGUGAUAAACGAAUACACCGCCAUCCUGAACCGCCUCCGCGCCCUGGAGGUGACCAACGGCGUGAACAAGGUCAUGAUGGGCAAGAAGUACUCCUACUCCGGCGGCGCUUCAUACGCCAUCUACUCCGCGGUCCCCGAGGAGAAGCGCGUGGUGGCGACGUCCCCCGUGCUGCUCAUGAAGGCCCGCAAGAACCCCACGGAAGUCCAGGGCAUGAUCCAUUCCCACGUGAAGGACGCCGUCGCGCUGUGUGACUUCCUGGCCUUCUUGGAGAGGGAGAUCGGCGACAGCAAAUACUGGAGCGAGAUCUCAGCUGCCGAGAAGCUGACGGAGUACCGGGCCCAGCAGAAGGACUUCAUGGGGAUUUCCUUCACCACCAUCAGCGCCUACGGGGCCAACGGCGCCGUCGUCCACUACCACCCGAAGCCCGAGACCAACCGGCAGAUCUCCAACACCUCUCUGUAUCUGCUGGACUCCGGUGGGCAGUACAAAGACGGGACGACGGACGUGACCCGGACGAUGCACUACGGGGAGCCCACGCCCUACCAGAUCGAGACCUACACCCGGGUGCUCAUGGGCGCCAUCGACCUCGCCAUGCUGGUUGUUCCUGAAGGCACAGGGGACUCGGAUGUCGACAUAGUGGCGCGCAGAUAUUUGUACGAAGUUGGCCUGGAUUACCGCCAUGGCACAGGUCACGGCAUCGGCCAUUUCCUCAAUGUGCAUGAAGCACCCACACAGGUCAGGAUAUACGGCGACGAGGAGCAUAAGUUCGAAGUCGGCCAGUUCUUCUCAGAUGCUUCUAACGAGAAACUUCUGCAUGAUUUCUUCGGCUCCCAUGAUUCUUUGUUUCAUAAUGUUUAG
Molecule: messenger RNA, 1947 nt
Organism: Penaeus vannamei (Pacific white shrimp)
Lineage: Eukaryota; Metazoa; Arthropoda; Malacostraca; Decapoda; Penaeidae
Source: RefSeq, a predicted model, not a curated record